CUGAUGAGGGCGAGGAAGAGGUGUUUUUGCGCGAUACCGCGGCUGCUGCUGCUGCUGCUGGUGGCUCUGCGUCCUGCUGCUGCCAUUUCGGAUGAUCACACGGAGAUACCAGCAGCUCCCAUCAUAAGCUGAUGCGCGCACUCAGCAGCUAGCUUCGGUACUUUUUAAACCGUGAUGCCAGACGGGUUCAUGUGCGUCAUCUUAGGGGGGUUAUUUCUGUAAGUUGCUGCAUCACAGCUACCGACAGCCUCAGGGGUCAUUUUCAGGAGACACAAUCUUCAACAUGGAGCUUGUUUUUUACUGCAGCUGAGCUCUGAAUCAAGAUUAAACCCACAUGAGACAUGGAGACAAUAUGGCUGUACCAGUUCCGUCUGAUCGUCAUCGGAGACUCCACGGUGGGCAAGUCGUGUCUCAUCCGGAGGUUCACGGAGGGCCGCUUCGCCCAGGUGUCAGAUCCCACCGUGGGGGUGGACUUCUUCUCUCGCCUGGUGGAGAUCGAGCCGGGAAAGAGGAUCAAACUUCAGAUCUGGGACACUGCGGGGCAGGAGAGGUUCAGGUCCAUCACCAGAGCGUACUACCGUAACUCGGUGGGCGGCCUUUUGCUCUUCGACAUCACGAACCGCCGCUCCUUCCAGAACGUCCAUAACUGGCUGGAGGAGGCGCGGAGCCACGUCCAGCCGCACAGCAUCGUCUUCCUGCUCGUCGGCCACAAGUGCGACCUGGAAGCCCAGCGGCAGGUGACCCAGCACGAGGCGGAGAAGCUGGCGGCGGCCUACGGGAUGCGUUACGUGGAGACAUCCGCACGGGAUGCUAUCAACGUGGAGAAGGCAUUUGUGGAUCUGACGAGGGAAAUCUUCGAGCUGGUCCGAAACGGUGACAUCCAGAUCCAGGACGGCUGGGAAGGCGUCAAAAGCGGAUUUGUUCCCAACACGGUCCAUUCCUCCGAGGAGGUCACCAAAGGGAGUCGGCAGUGUUUCUGCUGAUGGAUGCAGCGCCGGAUCUGGAAAGUGGUAUAAAUAUAACCUCACCAGACUGAAGCUCUCUGCAGCUUUUUUUUGGGGGGGGGUGGAGAGAGACUGUUCCUCACUUUAAUCCUAUUGUACAUCUCCGACAAAUCAUCCAUUUAAAGCUACGCUCAGAUUCCCAACAAGUGUAGAAGCACAAGAACCAUCCUGACCGCUCACCUUUCCGUCUGCAUGUAAACGUGUGUCUGUAGCUUUUAGCGACACUGCAGCCACUUUAGGCCUUUUUUUUUCUCAAUUAGUAACUCCUGUGUCUGGUUAUGCUGUAGCCAAAGACUCAUACUGCCAGUUUGGUGUCUGUCAUCUGCUCAUGUAGCCACAUGAAUUCAGACUGGAACGAGGACACCGAGACUGAGCCUCAAGCACACCGCCAUCCAUUACGGAUGAAAACACUUUCACUGUCCAAGUGGACAACCUGUGCUACGAAUGUGACUGGAUUAUACAUGGAGAGAAGGUGCAGGACAAUAGAGGCAACCAAUUAAGCCAACAGUAGAGACGCUGCCGUUUGUUCGCCUCGAACCGCUGUUGGGAAUAGUCUGUGAGAAGGACCAUGAUCUGUAAGCACUCACUGACUGCCACUAAGACAAGAUUAUUGACACAA
Messenger RNA from Fundulus heteroclitus (mummichog), 1623 nucleotides. RefSeq names its product ras-related protein Rab-39B. The record is from RefSeq and is a predicted model, not a curated record. Gene Ontology annotation, molecular function: GTP binding; GTPase activity. Gene Ontology annotation, biological process: Rab protein signal transduction. The transcript has 4 exons. NCBI's taxonomy places the organism in Eukaryota, Metazoa, Chordata, Actinopteri, Cyprinodontiformes, Fundulidae. Gene Ontology annotation, cellular component: Golgi membrane. The coding region runs from base 342 to 983 and encodes 213 amino acids.